Messenger RNA from Clunio marinus, 220 nucleotides. The record is from the annotation of a GenBank genome assembly. NCBI's taxonomy places the organism in Eukaryota, Metazoa, Arthropoda, Insecta, Diptera, Chironomidae.
GUCUUAAUUCAGCGUUUCAUCAUCAUUGUUUCCACCAGAGAUCGAUGUUCAACAUGUUUGAUUUAGUUUCAAUUUACCAGAAUUGGUUUUUCAUCUCAGUUAUUAAUCGUUAAUUUGAGAUUGCUGAAAGAAUUUUCUUUUCCAAUUUAAUUUAAAUUUAUUUAUUAAGCUGUAAUAGGGUAAACAAGCCAUCGUAUUCCGGAAUCAGGCCGGAGGGUGA